Messenger RNA from Drosophila bipectinata, 983 nucleotides. RefSeq lists its product as uncharacterized. NCBI's taxonomy places the organism in Eukaryota, Metazoa, Arthropoda, Insecta, Diptera, Drosophilidae. The record is from RefSeq and is a predicted model, not a curated record.
CUCUCCGCUCAAAACUUUUAAUUAUUACACACUUGCGACUGUUGUUCAAUUUGUUCGCGAUGCCGGCAGAUUAUAAACUUCUGUCGAGUUCAAUUAUGUAGGCCAUGUUUGUUUCCAAUCCAACUUUUUAGCCGUCUUGAUGUGCAAUUAGUACCCGAAGAGCCUUAAAUAUGGACGAAAUUCAGUUACGUCUGAGUCCCAAGUCACUUUGCUGCUAACUUCAAAUUUUGAGUAUUUUGCUGGUCGAAAUGUUCGAGCCAAAAUAUGGCCUCUGGAGUUUUCUUCAACAGGAGCUGCCCGGGAAAAGAAGAAAGCACGUGCUCAGAGUUUUCGCGGCGCUGUCCGUCUUUCUGUUCUUGGCCUUUCUGCAAUGGAUGAUAGUUUUAGUGGCUCUGCGUGAUUGGAGUCUGGCCUGGUUUAAGAAGAACAUCGUGGCCGUGGCUCUGGUUUAUGUAUUUGGUGUCUUUCUGCUGCUCCUUUUCGCCCUUAGCCAGCACCUGCGGCAGUUGUGCUUCUUUAACUGGCUGCUGGUGGGGAUUAUUGUUGAGUGUUGUAUUCUAUCCCUGAGUACUCUGGUCGUCACCUCUGGAAUUAUAAAAUUCUUAGUUGGAUUUCUACUAGUAAGUCUGGUCUCUAUAAUAGCCACAAUAGUAGCCGUCUUUCUGCCAUGUGACAUGACAGAGAACGUCCUAUACUUGUACGUCCUCUCCACCGUCGCCUACAUGACUAGCCUGUAUUCGAUUGUGAUUUAUUCCGUCCUCGAGGUGACUUGGGUCUUUUACAUAUUCGCGGGUCUCAUUGCAGUUGUGGUGCUGCUCUUCCUCAUGUAUCAUGUGCAGUGCAUAAUGGGUGGCGGGGCGGCCAAAACAGAGCUGGCCGAUGACAAGUACGCCGCCCUGCUUCUGUUCCACGAGUUCAUGGCCCUCUUAGUGCUGACCCUGUACUGGCAACCCAUAAUGCAGCUCCUCCAGUCGAAACAAUAA